UGGGGAGAAGGGGAGAGGACACGUUUUCAAGGAUGCUCAAGCUGGUGUGAGGCUUCUUGGGCGCAAAGACUGCGCACAGAAGUCAAGAAAGAAGCAUCACAGCAUAAGACCGAAGCCCUUGGCAUUGCUUGAGCAAUCUAAGGAAAACAAAGGUAGAGUUUCCAUCACACCAGGGGUUAAAAAGAGGAAAGCAAAAACAAGAUGGCUGAAGAGGAAGAAACCAGGGAGGUGCUCUUUCCAGACUGGGAGGGGCCAGACAAAACUGGCUUAACCAUUGAACAGACAAGUGGAGGAGAGAUCUUCGUCAAGGAGGUGAAAGGAGAGUCGCCUGCUGCACGGUCUGGAAAAGUAUAUGAAGGUGACCAGAUUGUGGGCGCCACUAUCUACUUUGAUAACAUGAGCUCAGAAGAAACAGCUGACCUACUGAAGACACUGAACCGCCACAAGGUUGGACUGAAACUACAAAACAAAUCCCCUUGCUGCUCGCCUGUGAGCACACCAUGUCGUUCACCAAUGGGGACAUUGACAUGGGAGGGGAAGACCAGGUUUGGAGGUUCCAGUCCAGACAUCAUCCUUAGUGGGGAUGAUGAGGACUAUAAGAGAAUAUACACAAAAAAGAUCAAACCAAGGCUGAAGUCUGACGACCUUGCAGAGGGAGUAGAUGUUCGCACAGAGCGGCACAGCAGCACAAGCAGCGAUGGCAGCACAAUUACUACCAUCACCCGCCGCAUCACUACCUACACUGUGGAUAUGCCGAGUGGCAUAAGUGAGCAACUUGAACUUUCAAGCCCAGAGUUUAAGGGGCUAAGACACGAAUCUGGAGAUGGCUCUCCUCGUAUCAGGAUCUCACAUGGCAGCCCUUCAGGUAAAGGGGGAGCAGAGGAGGGAGUUUUUGAGUCAAGUAAUGUCUCUUACACUGGGCCACACAUUAGCUCCACAGAGACACGCUGGGGCAGUGGGGGAGUUAAGACCACAACAAUUACAAGAGAGGCAGAAAAAGACAGAGGUACAGGUCUUAGAUUUAAAGGGCCAAACUUUGGAAUAGGUGGCAGCCAGGGAGGCAUUGAGAUCUCAAGAGGGAGUGUGGAGCAGGGAGAUGGAAGCAUUCAGGUGCCAGAAACAAGCAUGACACUAAGAGACAGCACAAACACUGGGAGUAGGCAUGUUACAGUAGGAGGGUUGGGAGGUGCAGAGGUAACCUCAGCUGAUGAGAACGGAGGGUCAAUUAGUCUGACUUUACCAGGAAAAGGCAUGCAGAUUUUGACUACAUCAAUAGAUAAAACACAGGAGGGAGACACUGACACCAGUUUAGGUGAGAGAACAAAGAUGACAGUAUCUGAAAUUACCAUCAGUAACUCGCAGGCAAAAGGAUCAGGCAGUAUUGAUAUUCCGAAUGUCAGACAUGGUGGAGGUUCCACAGAUAUUGAUACUGAAUUGAGAGGUGGCAGGAUCGGAGGAUCAGCAGUGUCAUUAGGCAAUAUUGCUUCAGGAUAUUCCUCAGGGCCAGGCAAGAUUUCAGUGACAGGUGUGGAUGUUAACCUCACAAAUUCAAAGUCCAAAGGUGAGGUUGAUGUUAACCUACCAAGCACAAAGGGAGGAAUAAAAGCAUCUGGAAUAGACACAGAAGGUGAAAUGUCAAAAAUCAAGAUGCCUGGUUUUGGAAUGAAAGGAAUCAAGAGAGAGGGAGCUAGUGUUGAGUUUAAACUCAGUGGUGAUGCAGAUAUAUCAGUACCCGUGACACAUGAAGAGGUGGAAACACCAGAACAAGACAUCAAAGGGACAUACAUGCAAAUCAAAGGUCCAAAUGCGAAUAUUCAAGGACCAGUUAUGAAUGUGAGCCUCCCAGAGGCAGUAAACCUGAAGGGUUCUAAGGCAGAGGGAAGUUUUGAUAUAACAGUGCCAAAAACUGAGGGAGAAAUAAAGGCACCCAAACUAAACAUUAAACAAGGUGUUGUUGAAAGCACUGAUGUAAAAAUAAAAGGAACCAAACCUGACAUUGACAUUAAAACAGCUCAAGUUGACAUUAAAGCACCAGACCUUGAUGGUAGGGCUGCUGAUAUAAAAACAGAAGGACUGAAAUUCAAGAUGUCGUCCAAAAAAGGAACUACAAUGCCAGAUUUGGAUAUCAAUCUGAAAGGAUCCAAGCUAAAGGGAGAUGUGGCAGUUCCAAAGAUUGAGGGAAGAACAACAAAACCUGAGGUUCAGAUCAAGGGACAAGAAAUUGAUACUGAAAGACCUAAAGGUGGAUUUGAGGUAAAAAUUCCAGGAACUCAUAUUGAAGGACCUGAUGCAAAACUCAAAGGACCAAAACUGAAAAUGCCAUCCAUAAAAGGAACAAAGGUGCCAGAUGUCGAUAUCAAAGUUGAAGGUCCAAGAGCUGAAGGAGAUGUGGCUAUAUCAAUGCCAAAGAUAGAAGGAGACAUAAAAGCACCUGUAGUGGAUGUUGAAGUUCCAGAUGUUGACACUGAGGUUCACAAAGGAGGAUUUAAAGUGCCUAAAUUUAAAAUUCCAUCAUUUGGAAUAAAGAGUCCAAAAAUGGAAGGGCCAGAAGUCGAUGUUCAUCUACCAAAAGCAGACAUUAACGUGAAAGCUCCUGAAGUGGAAAUGAAAGGGCAAAAUGUUGACAUGGAAAGUGUUGGUGGUAAUAUUAAAGGAUCAAAAAUCACCGUGUCAGGACCGAAAAUCUCAAUGCCUGAUGUGGAUGUAAGUGUCAAAAGUCCAAAACUCAAAAGUGAUGUGGACUUGUCAGCUCCAAAGAUGGGAAAAAUAAAAACACCUGGAGUUGACAUCAAAGGUCCAGAGGUUGACAUUGAAGGACCAAAGGGUGGAUUUGAAACACCUAAGAUAAAAAUGCCAUCAUUUAACAUAAAAGGUCCAAAAGUGGAGGGGCCAGAUGUUGAUGUGAACGUGCCCAGAGGAAACAUUGAUGUGAAAGCACCAGAAGUUGACAUUAAAGCUACAGAGAUUGACAUUGAAGGCCCUGAUGCAAACAUCAAAGGACCCAAAGUCAAGGCACCAACCAUAAAAGGACCAAAGAUGCCAGAUUUUGACAUCAAACUAAGAGGUCCUAAAGUCGAGGGAGAUGUGGAUGUUUCACUUCCAAAGAUUAAAGGAGACAUAAAAGCUCCUGAGGUGGACAUUGAAGGACCAGAAAUUGACAUUGACGGCCACAAAGGUGGAUUCAAAAUGCCUAAAUUUAAAAUGCCAUCAUUUGGCAUGAAAGGUCCAAAAGUAGAAGGCCCAGAAAUUGAUGUCAGUAUUCCAAAAGCCAGCAUUGACGUGAAAGCACCUGAUGUUGACAUCAAAGCACCAGAGGUUGACAUUGAAGGACAUAAUGCAAAACUCAAAGGACCCAAAUUCAACAUGCCAACAAUUUCAGGACCAAAAAUCAAUAAGCCUGAUGUGGAUUUCAAUCUAAAAGGUCCAAAACUAAAAGGUGAUGUGGAUGUGUCAGUUCCUAAGCUAGAAGGAGACAUAAAGACACCUGAUAUUGACAUUAAAGGUCCACAGGUUGAUAUUGAAGGUACAAGAGGUGGAUUUGAAAUGCCUAAAAUCAAAAUGCCAUCAUUUAACAUCAAAGGUCCAAAACUGGAGGGUCAAGAUGUUGAUAUAAACCUUCCCAAAGCAAACAUUGAAUUGAAAGCACCUGAUGUUGACAUUAAAGCUCCAGAGAUUGACAUUGAAGGCCCUGAUACAAAAAUCAAAGGUCCUAAAAUGAAGAUGCCAACCAUAAAAGGACCAAAGAUGCCAGAUUUUGACAUUAAACUAAAAGGCCCUAAAGUCGAUGGAGAUGUGGAUGUUUCACUUCCAAAAGUUGAAGGAGACAUAAAAGCUCCUGAGGUGGACAUUGAAGGACCAGAUGUUGACAUUGACGGGCACAAAGGUGGAUUCAAAAUGCCUAAAUUUAAAAUUCCAUCCUUUGGCAUGAAGGGUCCAAAAGUAGAAGGCCCAGAUGUUGACGUAAGCCUUCCCAAAGCCAACAUUGACAUGAAAGCACCUGAUGUUGACAUCAGUGCACCGGAAGUUGACAUUGAAGGACCGAAUGCAAAACUCAAGGGAGCCAAAUUCAACAUGCCAACAAUUUCAGGACCGAAACUCUCAAUGCCAGAUGUGGAUUUCAAUCUCAAGGGUCCAAAACUCAAGGGUGACGUGAAUGUGUCAGCUCCUAAACUAGAAGGAGACAUAAAAGCACCUGAAAUUGACAUCAAAGGUCCAGAGGUUGAUAUUGAAGGAACAAAGGGUGGAUUUGAAAUGCCUAAGAUCAAAAUGCCAUCAUUUAACAUAAAAGGUCCAAAGGUGGAGGGUCCAGAUGUUGAUAUAAACCUCCCCAAAGCAAAUAUUGAUGUGAAAGCACCUGAAGUUGAUAUUAAAGCCCCAGAAAUUGACAUUGAAGGCCCUGAUGCAAAAAUUAAAGGACCUAAAAUGAAGAUGCCAACCAUCAAAGGACCAAAGAUGCCAGAUUUUGACAUUAAACUAAAAGGUCCUAAAGUCGAAGGAGAUGUGGAUGUUUCACUUCCAAAGAUUGAAGGAGACAUAAAAGCUCCUGAGGUGGACAUUGAAGGACCAGAUGUUGACAUUGACGGGCACAAAGGUGGAUUCAAAAUGCCAAAAUUUAAAAUGCCAUCCUUUGGCAUGAAAGGUCCAAAAGUAGAAGGCCCAGAUGUUGAUGUAAGCCUUCCCAAAGCCAACAUUGACAUGAAAGCACCUGACGUUGACAUCAGUGCACCAGAGGUUGACAUUGAAGGACCGAAUGCAAAACUCAAGGGACCCAAAUUCAACAUGCCAUCAAUUUCAGGACCGAAACUCUCAAUGCCAGAUGUGGAUUUCAAUCUCAAGGGUCCAAAACUCAAAGGUGACAUGGAUGUGUCAGCUCCUAAGCUAGAAGGAGACAUAAAAACACCGAAAUUCAACAUGCCAACAAUUUCAGGACCGAAACUUUCAAUGCCAGAUGUGGAUUUCAAUCUCAAGGGUCCAAAACUCAAAGGUGACAUGGAUUUGUCAGCUCCUAAGCUAGAAGGAGACAUAAAAACACCUGAACUUGACAUCAAAGGUCCAGAGGUUGAUAUUGAGGGGACAAAGGGUGGAUUUGAAAUGCCUAAGCUCAAAAUGCCAUCAUUUAACAUCAAAGGUCCAAAAGUGGAGGGUCCAGAUGUUGAUAUAAACCUCCCCAAAGCAAACAUUGAUGUGAAAGCACCUGAUGUUGACAUUGAAGGCCCUGAUGCAAAAAUCAAAGGACCCAAAAUGAAGAUGCCAACCAUCAAAGGACCAAAGAUGCCAGAUUUUGACAUUAAACUAAAAGGCCCUAAAGUUGAGGGAGAUGUGGAUGUUUCACUUCCAAAGAUUGAAGGAGACAUAAAGGCUCCUGAGGUGGACAUUGAAGGACCAGAUGUUGACCUUGACGGGCACAAAGGUGGAUUCAAAAUGCCUAAAUUUAAAAUUCCAUCAUUUGGCAUUAAGGGUCCAAAAGUAGAAGGCCCAGAUGUUGAUGUAAGCCUUCCCAAAGCCAACAUUGACAUGAAAGCACCUGAUGUUGACAUCUCAGCACCAGACAUUGAUAUUGAAGGGCCGAAUGCAAAACUCAAGGGACCCAAAUUCAACAUGCCGACAAUUUCAGGACCGAAACUCUCAAUGCCAGAUGUGGAUUUCAAUCUCAAAGGUCCAAAACUCAAAGGUGACAUGGAUGUGUCAGCUCCUAAGCUAGAAGGAGACAUAAAAACACCUGAAAUUGACAUCAAAGGUCCAGAGGUUGAUAUUGAAGGGACAAAGGGUGGAUUUGAAAUGCCCAAGAUCAAAAUGCCAUCAUUUAACAUCAAAGGUCCAAAAGUGGAGGGUCCAGAUGUUGAUAUAAACCUCCCCAAAGCCAACAUUGAUGUGAAAGCACCUGAUGUUGACAUUGAAGGCCCUGAUGCAAAAAUCAAAGGACCCAAAAUGAAGAUGCCAACCAUCAAAGGACCAAAGAUGCCAGAUUUUGACAUCAAACUAAAAGGCCCUAAAGUCGAGGGAGAUGUGGAUGUUUCACUUCCAAAGAUUGAAGGAGACAUAAAAGCUCCUGAGGUGGACAUUGAAGGACCAGAUGUUGACAUUGACGGGCACAAAGGUGGAUUCAAAAUGCCUAAAUUUAAAAUUCCAUCAUUUGGCAUGAAGGGUCCAAAAGUAGAAGGCCCAGAUGUUGACGUAAGCCUUCCCAAAGCCAACAUUGACAUGAAAGCACCUGACGUUGACAUCAGUGCACCGGAGGUUGACAUUGAAGGACCGAAUGCAAAACUCAAGGGACCCAAAUUCAACAUGCCGACAAUUUCAGGACCGAAACUCUCAAUGCCAGAUGUGGAUUUCAAUCUCAAAGGUCCAAAACUCAAAGGUGACGUGAAUGUGUCAGCUCCUAAGCUAGAAGGAGACAUAAAAACACCUGAAAUUGACAUCAAAGGUCCAGAGGUUGAUAUUGAAGGAACAAAGGGUGGAUUUGAAAUGCCUAAGAUCAAAAUGCCAUCAUUUAACAUAAAAGGUCCAAAGGUAGAAGGUCCAGAUGUUGAUAUAAACCUCCCGAAAGCAAACAUUGAUGUGAAAGCACCCAAAGUUGACAUUAAAGCUCCAGAGAUUGACAUUGAAGGACCUGAUGCAAAAAUCAAAGGGCCCAAAAUGAAGAUGCCGACCAUAAAAGGACCAAAGUUGCCAGAUUUUGACAUCAAACUAAAAGGUCCUAAAGUCGAGGGAGAUAUGGAUGUUUCACUUCCAAAGAUUGAAGGAGACAUAAAAGCUCCUGAGGUGGACAUUGAAGGACCAGAUGUUGACAUUGAUGGGCACAAAGGUGGAUUCAAAAUGCCUAAAUUUAAAAUUCCAUCAUUUGGCAUGAAAGGUCCAAAAGUAGAAGGCCCAGAUGUUGACAUAAGCCUUCCCAAAGCCAACAUUGACAUGAAAGCACCUGACGUUGACAUCUCAGCACCAGACAUUGAUAUUGAAGGGCCGAAUGCAAAGCUCAAGGGACCGAAAUUCAACAUGCCAACAAUUUCAGGGCCGAAACUCUCAAUGCCAGAUGUGGAUUUCAAUCUCAAGGGUCCAAAACUCAAAGGUGACAUGAAUGUGUCAGCUCCUAAGCUAGAAGGAGACAUAAAAACACCUGAAAUUGACAUCAAAGGUCCAGAGGUUGAUAUUGAAGGGACAAAAGGUGGAUUUGAAAUGCCUAAAAUUAAAAUGCCAUCAUUUGGAUUCAAAGGACCAAAAGUGGAAGGUCCAGAUGUUGAUAUAAACCUCCCUAAAGCAAACAUUGAUGUGAAAGCACCUGAUGUUGACAUUAAAGCUCCAGAGAUUGACAUUGAAGGCCCUGAUGCUAAAAUUAAAGGACCCAAAAUGAAGAUGCCAACCAUCAAAGGACCAAAGAUGCCAGAUUUUGACAUCAAACUAAAAGGUCCCAAAGUUGAGGGAGAUGUGGAUGUUUCACUUCCAAAGAUUGAAGGAGACAUAAAGGCUCCCAAGGUGGACAUUGAAGGACCAGAUGUUGACAUUGAAGGUCCAAAAGGAGGAUUCAAGAUGCCAAAAUUUAAAAUGCCAUCCUUUGGAGUUAAAGGUCCAAAUGUUGAAGGGCCAGACAUUGAUGUAAGCCUUCCAAAAGCUGAAAUUGAUGUUAAAGCGCCUGAGUUGGACAUCAAAGGACCAGAAGUUGACUUUGAGAGUCCUAGUGGUAAAAUCAAAGGACCCAAAUUCAACAUGCCAACCCUUUCCGGACCGAAACUCUCAAUGCCAGAUGUGGAUUUCAAUCUGAAAGGCCCCAAACUCAAAGGUGAUGUUGAUGUGUCAGUUCCAAAGAUAGAGGGAGAUAUUAAAACACCCAAGAUUGACAUCAAAGGUCCAGAGGUCGAUAUUGAGGGUCCUAAAGGUGGAUUUGAGAUGCCAAAAAUCAAAAUGCCAUCAUUUGGCAUGAAAGGUCCAAAGGUAGAAGGCCCAGAUGUUGAUAUAAAUCUUCCCAAAGGCAACAUUGACAUGAAAGCACCUGACGUUGACAUCAGUGCACCAGAGGUUGACAUUGAAGGGUCAAAUUUAAAACUCAAAGGACCCAAAUUCAACAUGCCUACAAUUUCGGGACCAAAAAUAUCCAUGCCAGAUGUGGAUUUCAAUUUGAAAGGUCCUAAACUUAAAGGAGAUGUGGAUGUGACAGUUCCAAAAAUUGAGGGAGACAUAAAAACACCUGAGGUUAAGCUCAAAGGUCCCAACGUUGACUUGGAAUCACAAGGGGAAUUUUCUGGGCCCAGGAUCAAGUUACCAACAACAUCUGGACCGAAAAUGUCAUUGCCAAAUGUUGAUAUCAACCUGAAGGGGCCAAAAUUGAAAGGUGAUUUGAAAGGGGAUGUUCAACUGCCAAAAGCUGAACUUGAGGGCCCAGAUGUUACAGUUGAUGUUCCUGAAAUUGGGACAAAGAAAACUAAAUUUAAAAUGCCAAAGUUUGGAUUUAAGGGUCCCAAAGUAAAGGCCCCAGAAACUGAUGUGAAAUUGGUACAAGGGGAUAUGAACAUCAAGGGAAAAACUGGUAGCUCUGAAGGUCUUGAUGUUGACCUAGGACUGACUGGUCCCAAAACCAAAGGAUCCAAAUUCAAGAUGCCAAAGUUUGGAUUCAAAGGACCAAAGGCUGAAAUGCAAGAAGUUGAUCUCAAUCUUCCCAAAGCUGGCAUUAACAUAAAAACACCCGAUGUUGACAUUGAGGGACCAGAUGUUAAAAUUGAGAGUCCUGAUGGCAAAGUCAAAGGAGCAAAACUCAAAAUGCCAAGUAUUUCUGGACCAAAGAUUUCCAUGCCAGAUGUGGAUUUCAAUUUGAAAGGUCCCAAAAUUAAAGGUGAUGUGGAUGUGACAGUUCCAAAGAUUAAAGGGGACAUAAAAGCACCUGAAGUUGACAUCAAAGUUCCAGAGGCUGAAAUUGAAGGACUACAAGGGGGAUUUGAAAUACCAAAAAUAAAAAUGCCAUCCUUUGGCAUUAAGGGUCCCAAAAUGGAGAGUCCUGAAGUUGAUAUUGAUCUUCCAAAAGCUGAUGUUAAGGUGGAGUCACCUGAGAUUGACAUUAAAGGACAGAGUAUUGACGUUGAAGGCCCUGAUGCAAAAUUGAAAGGACCCAAAUUAAAGUUGCCAUCCUUAUCGGCUCCCAAGAUGCCAGACUGGGAAAUCAAUCUGAAAGGACCAAAACUGAAGGGAGAUGUGAAUGUGAAGGGUCCCAAGAUUGAGGGAGACAUAGAAGCUCCUAAAGCAGACAUUGAAAUUCCAGAGGUUGACUUGGAGGGUCCUAGUGGUAAAAUCAAGGGACCAAAAUUCAAAAUGCCAACUAUCUCAGGACCUAAGAUCUCUAUGCCAGAUGUGGAUUUCAAUCUAAAAGGUCCCAAACUCAAAGGUGAUGUGGAUGUGUCAGUUCCAAAGAUAGAAGGAGACAUGAAAGGACCUGAGAUUGACAUCAAAGGUCCAGAGUUUGACAUUGAAGGUCCAAAAGGUGGAUUUGAGAUGCCUAAAAUCAAAAUGCCGUCAUUUGGAUUCAAAGGUCCUAAAGUCGAGGGUCCAGACAUUGAUAUGAAUCUCCCCAAAGCAAAUAUUGAUGUCAAGGCACCUGAAAUUGACAUGACAGGGCCAGAAUUUGAUGUUGAAUGCCCUGACGCAAAACUCAAAGGACCCAAAUUUAAGCUCCCCUCCAUUUCCGGACCCACGAUGCCAGAUUGGGAUAUUAGUCUGAAAGGGCCCAAGAUAAAAGGAGAUGCUGACGUAUCAGUUCCAAAGAUCGAGGGUGACAUCAAAGCUCCCAAGGUGGACAUUGAAGGACCAGAUUUUGAUAUUGAGGGCCACAAAGGAGGAUUUAAAAUGCCUAAGUUCAAAAUGCCAUCCUUUGGAGUUAAGGGUCCAAAUGUUGAAGGGCCAGAAGUUGAUGUCAGCCUCCCAAAAGCUGAUAUUGAUAUUGAAGCCCCUGAAUUGGAUAUCAAAGGACCAGAAGUUGAGUUUGAGAGGCCUAGUGGCAAGAUCAAAGGAGCCAAAUUCAACAUGCCAUCCAUUUCCGGACCGAAAAUCUCAAUGCCAGAUGUGGAUUUCAAUCUGAAAGGUCCAAAACUCAAAGGUGACAUGGAUGUGUCAAUUCCAAAGAUAGAGGGAGACAUAAAAACACCUGAAAUAGACCUUAAGGGUCCACAGGUUGAUAUUGAAGGUCCAAAAGGUGGAUUUGAGAUGCCUAAAAUCAAAAUGCCAUCAUUUGGAUUCAAAGGACCCAAAGUGGAAGGUCCAGAUGUAGAUAUAAACCUUCCCAAAGCCAACAUUGAUGUGAAAGCACCUGAAGUUGACAUUGAAGGUCCUGAUGCAAAAAUCAAAGGACCCAAAUUUAAGCUUCCCUCCAUUUCCGGACCAUCAAUGCCAGAUUGGGAUAUAAGCCUGAAAGGGCCAAAGAUAAAGGGGGAUGUGGAUGUGUCAGUUCCAAAGAUCGAGGGUGACAUCAAAGCACCCAAAGUCGACAUUGAAGGACCAGAUAUUGACCUCGAGGGGCACAAAGGAGGAUUCAAAAUGCCUAAAUUUAAGAUGCCAUCCUUUGGAGUUAAAGGCCCAAAUGUUGAAGGGCCAGACAUUGAUGUCAGCCUCCCAAGAGCUGAUAUUGAUGUUAAAGCCCCUGAAUUGGAUAUCAAAGGACCAGAAAUUGACAUUGAGAGUCCUAGUGGCAAGAUAAAAGGACCCAAAUUCAACAUGCCAACCAUAUCAGGACCGAAAAUCUCAAUGCCAGAUGUGGAUUUCAAUCUGAAAGGUCCCAAACUCAAAGGUGACAUGGACAUUUCAAUUCCAAAGAUAGAGGGAGAUAUAAAAACACCUGAAAUCGACAUUAAAGGUCCACAGGUUGAUAUUGAAGGUCCAAAAGGUGGAUUUGAGAUGCCUAAAAUCAAAAUGCCCUCAUUUGGAUUCAGAGGACCAAAAGUGGAGGGUCCAGACAUUGACAUUAACCUCCCAAAAGCAGACAUUGACCUGAAGGGACCUGAAGUUGAUAUCAAAGGACCAGAAUUCAAUGUUGAAGGUCCUGAUUCAAAAUUGAAAGGACCCAAAAUCAAACUGCCAUCAAUAUCAGGACCAAAGUUGCCAGAUUGGGAUAUCAAUCUGAAAGGGCCCAAAAUGAAAGGAGAUGUUGAUAUGUCACUUCCAAAGAUCGAGGGUGACAUAAAGGCUCCCAAAGUUGACAUUGAAGGACCAGAUUUUGACAUUGAGGGACCCAAAGGAGGAUUUAAAAUGCCUAAAUUCAAAAUGCCAUCCUUUGGAGGUAAAGGUCCGAAUGUUGAAGGGCCAGAAAUUGAUGUUAACCUUCCAAAAGCUGAUGUUGAUAUUAAAGCCCCGGAAUUGGAUAUCAAAGGACCUGAUGUAGACAUUGACAGCCCAAGUGGUAGAUUCAAAGGACCCAAAUUCAACAUGCCAACCAUUUCUGGACCAAAACUCUCAAUGCCAGAUGUUGAUUUUAAUCUGAAAGGUCCCAAACUCAAAGGUGAUGUGGAUGUGCCAGUUCCAAAGAUAGAGGGAGACAUCAAAACACCUAAGAUUGAUAUUAAAGGUCCAGAGGUUGAUAUUGAAGGUCCAAAGGGUGGAUUUGAGAUGCCAAAAAUCAAGAUGCCGUCAUUUGGAUUCAAAGGUCCAAAAGUGGAGGGUCCAGACAUUGAUAUUAAUCUCCCCAAAGCAAACAUUGAUGUUAAGGCACCUGAGAUUGACAUGAAAGGGCCAAAUGUUGAAAUUGAAUGCCCUGAUGCCAAACUCAAAGGACCCAAAUUCAAGCUUCCAUCCAUAUCAGGACCCACAAUGCCAGAUUGGGAUAUCAAUCUGAAAGGUCCCAAAAUGAAGGGUGAUGUUGAUAUGUCACUUCCAAAGAUCGAGGGUGACAUAAAGGCUCCCAAAGUUGACAUUGAAGGACCAGAUUUUGACAUUGAAGGCCACAAAGGAGGCUUUAAAAUGCCUAAGUUCAAAAUGCCAUCCUUUGGGGGAAAAGGUCCAAAACUUGAAGGGCCAGAAAUUGAUGUCAGCCUCCCAAAAGCUGAUAUCGACCUGAAAGCCCCUGAAAUGGAUAUCAAAGGACCAGAGGUUGAGUUUGACAGUCCUAGUGGUAAAAUCAAAGGACCCAAAUUCAACAUGCCAACCCUUUCCGGACCGAAAAUCUCAAUGCCAGACGUGGAUUUCAAUCUGAAAGGUCCCAAACUCAAAGGUGAUGUGGAUGUGUCAGUUCCAAAGAUAGAGGGAGAUAUAAAAACACCUGAGAUUGACAUUAAAGGUCCAGAGGUUGAUAUUGAAGGUCCAAAAGGUGGAUUUGAGAUGCCUAAAAUCAAAAUGCCGUCAUUUGGAUUCAAAGGACCAAAAGUGGAGGGUCCAGACAUUGAUAUCAAUCUCCCCAAAGCAAAUAUUGAUGUCAAAGCACCUGAGAUUGACAUGAAAGGGCCAGAUGUUGAAGUUGAAUGCCCUGACGCCAAACUCAAAGGACCCAAAUUCAAGCUUCCAUCCAUAUCUGGACCCACAAUGCCAGAUUGGGAUAUUAGUCUGAAAGGUCCCAAAAUGAAGGGUGAUGUUGAUAUGUCACUUCCAAAGAUCGAGGGUGACAUAAAGGCUCCCAAAGUCGAUAUUGAAGGACCAGAUUUUGACAUUGAGGGACCCAAAGGAGGAUUUAAAAUGCCUAAGUUCAAAAUGCCAUCCUUUGGGGGAAAAGGUCCAAAACUUGAAGGGCCAGAAGUUGAUGUUAGCCUCCCAAAAGCUGAUAUUGACCUCAAAGCCCCUGAAUUGGAUAUUAAAGGACCAGAAGUUGAGUUUGAGAGUCCUAGUGGCAAGAUCAAAGGACCCAAAUUCAACAUGCCAAGCAUUUCAGGGCCGAAAAUCUCAAUGCCAGAUGUAGAUUUCAAUCUGAAAGGCCCCAAGUUCAAAGGUGAUGUGGAUGUGUCAGUUCCAAAGAUAGAGGGAGAUAUAAAAACACCUGAAAUCGACAUCAAAGGUCCACAAGUUGAUAUCGAAAGUCCGAAAGGUGGAUUUGAGAUGCCUAAAAUCAAGAUGCCGUCAUUUGGAUUCAAAGGUCCUAAAGUGGAGGGUCCAGAUUUUGAUGUUAAUCUCCCCAAAGCAAAUAUUGAUAUCAAAGCACCUGAAGUUGACAUUAAGGGACCUGAAGUUGAAGUUGAAUGUCCUGAUGCAAAACUGAAAGGACCCAAAUUCAAGCUUCCCUCCAUAUCUGGACCAACAAUGCCAGAUUGGGAUAUUAAUCUGAAAGGGCCCAAAAUAAAGGGAGAUGUGGAUGUGUCAGUUCCAAAGAUCGAGGGUGACAUCAAAGCUCCCAAGGUGGACAUUGAAGGACCAGAUUUUGAGAUUGAAGGCCACAAAGGAGGCUUUAAAAUGCCUAAGUUCAAAAUGCCAUCCUUUGGGGGAAAAGGUCCAAAACUUGAAGGGCCAGAAAUUGAUGUCAGCCUCCCAAAAGCUGAUAGCGACCUCAAAGCCCCUGAAUUGGAUAUCAAAGGACCAGAGGUUGAGUUUGACAGUCCUAGUGGUAAAAUCAAAGGACCCAAAUUCAACAUGCCAACCAUUUCUGGACCGAAAAUCUCAAUGCCAGAUGUGGAUUUCAAUCUGAAAGGUCCCAAACUGAAAGGUGAUGUGGAUGUGUCUGUUCCAAAGAUAGAAGGAGACAUAAAAACACCUGAGAUUGACAUUAAAAGCCCAGAGCUUGAUAUUGAAGGUCCAAAAGGUGGAUUUGAGAUGCCAAAAAUCAAAAUGCCGUCAUUCGGAUUCAGAGGACCAAAAGUGGAGGGUCCAGACGUUGAUAUUAAUCUUCCAAAAGCAAAUAUUGAUGUUAAGGCACCUGAAAUUGACAUGAAAGGGCCAAAUGUUGAAAUUGAAUGCCCUGACGCUAAACUCAAAGGACCCAAAUUCAAGCUUCCAUCCAUAUCAGGACCCACGAUGCCAGAUUGGGAUAUCAAUCUGAAAGGGCCCAAAAUGAAAGGAGAUGUUGAUAUGUCACUUCCAAAGAUCGAGGGUGACAUAAAGGCUCCCAAAGUCGACAUUGAAGGACCAGAUUUUGACAUUGAGGGCCACAAAGGAGGAUUUAAAAUGCCUAAGUUCAAAAUGCCAUCCUUUGGGGGUAAAGGUCCAAAACUUGAAGGGCCAGAAAUUGAUGUCAGCCUCCCCAAAGGUGAUAUUGACCUCAAAGCCCCUGAAUUGGAUAUCAGGGGACCAGAAAUUGACAUUGAGAGUCCUAGUGGCAAGAUCAAAGGACCCAAAUUCAACAUGCCAACCAUUUCAGGACCGAAAAUCUCAAUGCCAGAUGUAGAUUUCAAUCUCAAAGGUCCCAAACUCAAAGGUGAUGUGGAUGUGUCAAUUCCAAAGAUGGAGGGAGACAUAAAAACACCUGAGAUUGACAUUAAAGGUCCACAGGUUGAUAUUGAAGGUCCAAAAGGGGGAUUUGAGAUGCCAAAAAUCAAAAUGCCAUCAUUUGGAUUCAAAGGUCCAAAAGUGGAGGGUCCAGAUGUUGACAUCAAUCUCCCCAGAGCAAAUAUUGAUGUUAAGGCACCUGAGAUUGACAUGAAAGGGCCAGAGAUUGAUGUUGAAUGCCCUGAUGCAAAAGUCAAGGGUCCUAAAUUCAAGCUUCCAUCCAUAUCUGGACCCACCAUGCCAGAUUGGGAUAUUAAUCUGAAAGGGCCUAAAAUAAAGGGAGAUGUGGAUGUGUCAGUUCCAAAGAUCGAAGGUGACAUAAAAGCUCCUAAAGUUGACAUUGAAGGACCAGAUGUUGACCUAGAUGGUAACAAAGGAGGAUUUAAAAUGCCUAAAUUCAAAAUGCCAUCCUUUGGAGUUAAAGGCCCAAAUCUUGAAGGGCCAGAAGUUGAUGUCAGCCUCCCAAAAGCUGAAAUUGAUAUGAAAGCCCCUGAAUUGGAUAUCAAAGGACCAGAAGUUGAGUUUGACAGUCCCAGUGGCAAAAUCAAAGGACCCAAAUUUAACAUGCCAUCCAUUUCUGGACCAAAAAUCUCAAUGCCAGAUGUGGAUUUUAACCUUAAAGGUCCCAAACUCAAAGGUGAUUACGAUGUUUCAGUGCCAAAGAUAGAGGGAGAAAUGAAAGCACCUGAGAUUGACAUUAAAGGACCCCAGGUUGAUAUUGAAGGUCCAAAAGGUGGAUUUGAGAUGCCUAAAAUCAAAAUGCCAUCAUUUGGGAUCAAAGGUCCCAAAUUUGAGGGUCCAGAUGUUGACAUAAACCUCCCUAAAGGAAACAUUGAUGUUAAGGGACCAGAUGUUGACAUUAAGGGGCCAGAGGUUGAUGUUGAAGGACCUGAUGCCAAAAUCAAAGGACCCAAAAUCAAAUUGCCAUCAAUAUCCGGACCAAAGCUGCCAGAUUGGGAUAUCAAUCUGAAAGGGCCAAAAAUCAAGGGAGAUGUUGAUAUGUCAGCUCCAAAAAUCGAGGGUGACAUAAAGGCUCCCAAGCUUGACUUUGAAGGACCAGAUGUUGAUAUUGAGGGUCCCAAAGGAGGAUUUAAAAUGCCUAAAUUUAAAAUGCCAUCUUUUGGGGUGAAAGGUCCAAAUGUUGAGGGGCCAGAAAUUGAUGUCAGCCUCCCGAAAGGUGAUAUUGAUGUUAAAGCCCCUGAAUUUGAUAUCAAAGGACCAGAAGUUGAAUUUGAAAGUCCUAGUGGCAAGAUCAAAGGACCCAAAUUUAAUAUGCCAACCAUUUCCGGACCAAAAAUGUCAAUGCCAGAUGUGGAUUUCAAUCUGAAAGGUCCAAAACUCAAAGGUGAUGUUGAUGUGUCAGUUCCAAAGAUUGAAGGAGACAUAAAAGUACCUGAUGUUGACAUCAAAGGUCCGGCAGUUGAUAUUGAAGGACCAAAGGGUGGAUUUGAAAUGCCUAAAAUCAAAAUGCCAUCACUGAACAUUAAAGGUCCAAAGGUCGAGCGUCCAGAUAUUGACAUAAACCUUCCAAAAACUAACAUCGAUGUGAAAGCACCUGAGAUUGACAUGAAAGCUCCAGAAAUUGACAUUGAAGGCCCUGGGGCAAAAAUCAAAGGACCCAAAAUGAAGAUGCCAACCAUAAAAGGACCAAAGAUGCCUGAUUUCGAUAUCAAUCUAAAAGGCCCGAAACUCAAAGGUGAUGUUGAUGUGUCAGUUCCAAAGAUUGAAGGAGACAUAAAAACACCUACCAUUAACAUCAAAGGUCCAGAGGUUGAUGUGGAAGGACCUAAGGGUGGAAUUGAAAUGCCUAAAAUCAAAAUGCCAUCACUUAACAUCAAAGGUCCAAAUGUGCAGGGUCCAGGCUUUGACAUCAACCUUCCCAAAUCUAACAUCAACACUGAAGCUCCUGAUCUUGAUGUAAACCUCAAAGGGCCUAAAAUUAAAGGGGAGAUUGAUGCUUCUUUUCCCAAAAUGGAAGGUGAUAUGAAAGGUCCAAAUGCUAACAUUAAAGUACCAUCCAUCUCCAUGGAAGGUGGAAAGACAGGUGUUACAUUUCCUAAAUUCAAAGGUCCUAAGUUUGGAAUGAAAUACCCAGAAGUGGAGGGAACGGCACCCAUGUUCAGUGUGGGAGCAAAAGGUCCUAAAACACAAGUACAUAUCCCAGAUACUGAAGCAAGUCUGGAUGCCCCUGAUGUUGACAUCAAUGUAAAGGGGAAAAAGGGGAAAUUUAAACUUCUUAAAGUGAAAGGAAAGGCAAAGAAACCUGAUCUUGACAUAGACAUGCCAGCAGCUGACCUGGAUGUAGACACACCCAAUAUUCAUGUUAAAAGAACAAAGGUAAAGAAGCCUCUUUUUGGCAAGCUUCAUUUUCCUGAUGUGGAAUUAGAUAUCAAAUCACCAAAAGUGAAAGGCGAGGGGUCUUUCUCAGAGGGACUGAAAUCACCUGACAUAGAUUUGUCAUCUGCUAGUCUGAAUGCUAGUAUUGACAGUCCAGAUGUUAGUUUGAAAGGGUCAGAUGUAAAAUUAAAGACUCCUCAUAUUAAAAUGCCAAAUGUGAAAGGUGGUGCAGAGAUUGAUGCAAGUGUUUCAGGGGGCAGUGUCAUUGGUGGCCUUCAAUACCCAGAGGGUACAGUAACAUUUCCAAAAAUGAAGGUACCAAAAUUCGGUAUUGCUCUGCCUCAGCUUGAAGGCCAAGAAGGUAGAGGAAAUGUUGAAUCAGAACUUUCAGCCAGUGGGGGAAUAAACAUACAGUCUCCAUCUAUUAGCUGUCAAGCCAGUUCACAAAAUAUUGAGGUUCCCAGUCCAGAGCUGAGGCACAGUGAAGGAAAAGUAAAGGUAAAGAUGCCAAAAUUGUUUGGCAAAUCAAAAGCAAAGGGCAGUAGUUCAGGUGACCUUCGGGGACCAGAGUUAGAAUUGAGUACUAGUGGAAAAGGCAGUAAGGUCUCCAAAGACCUAAGUGUACACACAGGGGAACUGAAAGUUGGGAAAUUGGAAUUAGAGGGUGAUCCUGGACUCAGUGUGUCAACUAAAGGCAAGUCAGCCUCACUGGAUCUAUUCAAGAAAUCAAGGCAUCGGUCUUCUUCUCUGAGUGAUGAAGGUGGGCUUGCAGUCAGUUCUCCUUCAACUCACUUAGAAGCUGAGGGUGGUGACAUUUCAUUAGAUCUAGGAGCAAGCAAAGGAAAGAAAGGCAAGCUGAAGUUUGGCACUUUUGGAGGUUUUGGUUCAAAGUCAAAGGGCUCAUAUGAAGUGACACUUGGUGAGGACAGAGAAGCAGGAGCGGAGGGAAGUGCAAGUGUUUCUCUACCCUCUAAAAAGUCGAGAUUGUCUUCAUCUUCCAGCAGUGACAGUGGUUCAAGAGGUGGUUUUAGGUUCCCAAGAGUUGAACUAUCUGUUUCACCAAAAAAAUGAUUAACUAUAAGGCAAAUUAAACUCUCUCAUGUACACUCAAAUGUGUCCUCCUAAUAAAAAAUCUUAAAACUUGUCUCUUUCAAACCUGAGGGGACAUACACAGUCAUCUCAAUGUCGUUAACCACGAGUAAUUCAUUUUUUCAGUAAUUAGACAGGAGGGCAUGAGAUUGUUUAAAAUCCCUUAAAACUGUAAAUAAGAUUAAUUUGUAUUGUAAUAAUAAAUAUUGUUUUUUUGUACAUAGUCCAGAUUUAUUGAAAAUAUGCCAUCUUACCAAAUAUUCACCAAUAGUUUAUUACAGGGUUUGCCAUUUUGUCCUAUUUCAUUCUUUUAAAUGAAUGUUGUUAAUGAACAGGUGUGGUAUAUUUUUAUCCAAGGGUCUAUUGCACAGAAAAGAUAGUUACAAUAGUUAUUUUGAAGGAAAAUGUUGUUUAUACACCAGACACAAAUAUAGACAGUCACCACUUUUUUAUGUAUGAAAUUAUUUUAUUUUCAAGCUUUAAUAUUAUGUAAUCAGUGCAGGAGCAUAUAUAUGCAACAUAGAGCUGACCCUGUCUAACACAUUCUAAAGAGUGAUGGUGUUGUAGAUACCAAAAUUGCAAAGACAAUCACUGUUUGGAAAUUAUCAACUCUCUAAAAUGCUGUCAGUACUUCCUGUUUAUUUUAAGAAAAUGUAUUCACCCUUAAAAUCUAUGCCAUUUACCAAAAAUAAGCAUUUGCUUCAUUUGUUUUAAACAUAUUUUGCUUCCUAAUCCUGUCAUUUUCAUUCUUACCUGUUUUAUGAUCCUCUGUAUUUUAUUUCCUUUGUCACUCUGUCUUUGUACACACUCCUUAUGAAUAUGUAAACAAUGUCACAAAUAAACAGUCACUUUUUCAUGUUAUUUUGUUUGCAAACAAAACCUGCGUUGAUAGAGAGUUGCAUAGUUUUGAUCAGAUAUGAUGGAAAUAGAACAUGAUUCUUUGGGUCUAUUCUUUUGUGUGCAUUCUGCCGAAUAAAAUAAAUAAAAAGAUUUAUAGAAUUUA
This is a messenger RNA of Seriola dumerili (greater amberjack), 18802 nucleotides long. It is a transcript of the gene ahnak, whose product is annotated as AHNAK nucleoprotein. Gene Ontology annotation, cellular component: cytoplasm; costamere; nucleus. Gene Ontology annotation, molecular function: protein binding. NCBI's taxonomy places the organism in Eukaryota, Metazoa, Chordata, Actinopteri, Carangiformes, Carangidae. Gene Ontology annotation, biological process: regulation of RNA splicing. The record is from RefSeq and is a predicted model, not a curated record.